Molecule: messenger RNA, 1562 nt
Organism: Bicyclus anynana (squinting bush brown)
Lineage: Eukaryota; Metazoa; Arthropoda; Insecta; Lepidoptera; Nymphalidae
Exons: 3
Coding region: 264-1562 (432 amino acids)
Biological process (GO): regulation of transcription by RNA polymerase II
Cellular component (GO): transcription regulator complex; nucleus
Source: RefSeq, a predicted model, not a curated record
CAUACAUGACUACGCGCACUAAGGGCGCUUUUAGUGUCACGCGGAUUUGCUCACGCACGCGGGAUUGGCCCGCAUGCGUAGCAUCCGCAAAGAACAAUUUCAUAUAGGUAUCUAUUGUAAAGCGUGAUAAACGCACGCGGGACGCGGGGCGCUGUGCGGGGCGUCACCCCGGUGCGGGGUAUCCGCAUGCGUAAGCGCUGCCUACAACUUCAGUGCCCAUUUUAGAGUCGAGCGGGGCGCACGCGCCGUAUUGUACUACCGAAAUGAAAAUUGAUACAGAACGAGUAAUCAUUGAAGUUCAUCUGCGGCCCGUUUUGUGGGAUAAACGCAAUGAAUUAUACAAAAACAGGGACGCGAGGGAGGCUGCAUGGAGAGAUAUUUUGAAGGAAUUGGCACCUAACUACGAAAAUUUGAGCGAAGAGGAAAGAAAAGUGGCGGACAAGAAAAUACAACAACGCUGGCGAACAGCAAGGGACACUUACCAUAAAGACAAGAUAUCUGAAAAAAAUCAGCCAUCCGGCUCUGGGAGUAAGAAGAAGAAGAAAUAUUCUUACUAUGACAUUUUGACUUUCUUAGACAGUACAACGGAAACUGCUGGAGAAGAGUCACUCUGUGAAGAAAUGUCUGAACAAAGUAAUUUAGAAACACCUAAUGAGUCCACGCAACCAGGUACUUCACGUCAAGAAAGUUCUCAACUAACAUCACAACGUAAUUUAGAAACACGUAAUGAGUCCACGCAACCAGAUACUUCACGUCAAGAAAGUUCUCAACUAACAUCACAACGUAAUUUAGAAACACGUAAUGAGUCCACGCAACCAGAUACUUCACGUCAAGAAAGUUCUCAACUAACAUCACAACGUAAUUUAGAAACACGUAAUGAGUCCACGCAACCAGAUACUUCACGUCAAGAAAGUUCUCAACUAACAUCACAACGUAAUUUAGAAACACGUAAUGAGUCCACGCAACCAGAUACUUCACGUCAAGAAAGUUCUCAACUAACAUCACAACGUAAUUUAGAAACACGUAAUGAGUCCACGCAACCAGAUACUUCACGUCAAGAAAGUUCUCAACUAACAUCACAACGUAAUUUAGAAACACGUAAUGAGUCCACGCAACCAGAUACUUCACGUCAAGAAAGUUCUCAACUAACAUCACAACGUAAUUUAGAAACACGUAAUGAGUCCACGCAACCAGAUACUUCACGUCAAGAAAGUUCUCAACUAACAUCACAACGUAAUUUAGAAACACGUAAUGAGUCCACGCAACCAGAUACUUCACGUCAAGAAAGUUCUCAACUAACAUCACAACGUAAUUUAGAAACACGUAAUGAGUCCACGCAACCAGAUACUUCACGUCAAGAAAGUUCUCAACUAACAUCACAACGUAAUUUAGAAACACGUAAUGAGUCCACGCAACCAGAUACUUCACGUCAAGAAAGUUCUCAACUAACAUCACAACGUAAUUUAGAAACACGUAAUGAGUCCACGCAACCAGCAACAACAUCGUCUACAGGCGAAAGAAAUGUCAACGCUCAGGAUACAAAUUUACAAAGAAAUGAAUGA